This is a messenger RNA of Macroventuria anomochaeta, 1680 nucleotides long. RefSeq lists its product as uncharacterized. The record is from RefSeq and is a predicted model, not a curated record. NCBI's taxonomy places the organism in Eukaryota, Fungi, Ascomycota, Dothideomycetes, Pleosporales, Didymellaceae. The transcript is spliced from 2 exons. The coding region runs from base 500 to 1456 and encodes 318 amino acids.
CAGGGUUGCUCUAAACAUUCUGGCUUCGAACGCCGAUGUCAACCGUGCCGGCGAUCAAGAACUUAGCCGCAUGACUGACAGUUUGAAAACGUUGCCAACAUCAGGACGAGCCACUGCAAUCCACAAUGGUGCGCGGCCCAAGGAACGUCCCGUUUCUUGUCAUUGUUCAAACUCUAUAACAGUUGUCGGAUGCCCCAAGUUUCGAGGCCUCAACCGCAUCUGUUCAAUCGGCAUCAGUCUUUUGGUUUCUUUCUUAGCAGCCUUGUAAUACUUUCUUUAACUCCCACCGGUUGGGCUACACUACAUUCCUUAAUCCACAUUGCUGAGCAAUUACAUUCGUGUAUACCAAUCUUCCAGUAAUACAUUCCUUCAAAGCCAGACUCGAAUACGAAGAGCAGACAUCCCUAGCGAACACGACUCACGGCUUUGAUAUACAUAUCACACCAACGCAUAUUCAUCACCCACUCGAUCGAUCACAAAACAUCGCAACAUAUCCACAAUGCUUCACCACCAGCCUCAGAUCCUCUCUCCUCUCCCAGAGAUGAUUUCCCAGAACCCAAACGCAUCUGGUCUUCGUGCUCGUAAGAUGUCUACUGCCGGAAACCGUUCGUGGUCCGAAGAAGAGGAGAACUAUCUGCUUCAGACUCGCAUGCAGAAGAUGCCCUACAAGCACAUUGCUGCUCACUUGAAGAAGACUGAGCUCGCUUGCCGCCUUCACUACCAUCAGUUGUCGCAUGGCAGCCACCGCCGCAGGCGCAACUCUUCGGUCUCAUCAACUGCCUCCUUCGGUUCCGUUGCCCAGUCUGUGUACUCGAUGGGAACCGAUCAGGAUGACUUUUCUCAAUCCUCUCGCCACACUUCGCCAAUGAGCUACACUGGAGGCUCUCACCACAUCAGGUCGACUUCGGCCACUGCAUCCCCUGGUCGCAGCCAGCAUAAGAUCCUCCUUCCCAAGCCCCGCACGCUCACCCCUCAGGGUUCGCCUGAGCCUCACAACGGACUUCGCAUCGAUACCGAGGUUGCCUACCAGCCACGCAUUGUCGACACCGAUCGACUUCGCGCCAUCUACGAGGCUCGCCGCCAGCAGUUUUGGUCUACCGUAGCUGCCGAUUACGGUGCUGAUGUUUCGCCAGCGCAGCUCGAAGAGAUCUGGCGCAACAGCUCCAGCGCUGUUCGCCCACCUACUCCUGAUGCAUCUCCUGAUGGCAGCAUCUUGCACAACCCGGCCCUCAAGCCUUCUGCUUUCCCAUACCCAUCACCCGCUCACAGCGAGCCGAAGCAUUACAGCCGCAUGAACACAAGCGCUGUCUCCGCCCCUGAACGCAUGUCGUACAUGCUCCCCAUGCCCGUUCCCUCCUCUGGACGCGCCCGUGCCGGUACCUGGAGCUCUGCACCCAGGGAUAACAUGCCCAUCGCCAGUCUCCUCACCGAGGACAAGAACCCUCGUCAGUUCUAGACUAGAGUUGCGAACCAACAACUGCUUACGACUUCUUACUUUCGUUCACUCUUAUUACAAGUUUAGUUCUGCGGCGUGUUUGUCGUUUAGUCGGUCUUUUACAAAAAAUUCUGGCGUGUCAAAGUGGAGGUUUAACGAAUCUCAUUUGUCGGCUGAUGAUUGUUUGAAUGGGAGCAUGGUAAGGGCAUGGCGAAUCAAGAUAGCUACAGAGUAUCUAAACAAUC